Molecule: messenger RNA, 1192 nt
Organism: Drosophila ficusphila
Lineage: Eukaryota; Metazoa; Arthropoda; Insecta; Diptera; Drosophilidae
Gene: Gr8a
Product: gustatory receptor 8a
Exons: 4
Coding region: 1-1158 (385 amino acids)
Biological process (GO): sensory perception of taste
Cellular component (GO): membrane
Source: RefSeq, a predicted model, not a curated record
AUGAGCGGUCGUUUGGAUCGGGUCCUGCAGUUCCACCUGCGGCUCUACCAGUGGCUCGGUCUCCAUGGACUUCCGCUGCCGGGCGACGCGAAUCCGGCCAGGAUCCGGAAGCAGCUGAUUGCCUGGGCCAUCUUCCUGCUCACCGCGCUGAGUGGCCUGAUAGUGACGUGCCUGUUCAGCGACGAGGAGUUCCUCUAUCGCGGCGACACCUUUGGUGGCGUCAACGAUGGCCUGAAAUACGUGUUCGCCCAGUUGGCCGUGGUGGCCAUCUAUGUGGAAACGAUCGGCAGCCAGCGGCAAUUGGCCAACUUCUGGUGGCUCCACUCGCAGCUGAGCCACAAAGUGGGUGCGAUGAGUUUGCGGAGGGAAAUGCAGCAGUAUCGCCACUAUCUGAUCUCCUUGUACGGAAUGAUUCUGUGCGAACUGCUGUUCCACUUGGGCUUGUGGCUAUACCAGUCAAUGACCCGCCACAUAUUCCUCUUUUGGGUCACCUAUGAGCCGCUCGUGUGCCUCACCUACAUGCGAAACGUUCAGUUCGUCCUGCACAUGGAGCUCCUGAGGGAGCAGCUGGCUGCCCUGGAACGGGAGCUGGGUCUCCUGGCGGAGUAUUCGCGGUUCGCCAGCGAAACGGGAAGGAGUUUUUCCGGAUUCGAGACUUUCCUGCGCCGGAGAUUGCUUCAGAAGCAGCGACUCUACAGCGAAAUAUACGACAUGUUCACAUGUUUCCAGGAGGCCUUCAAGUUCUCCAUUCUCGCCGUUCUGCUCACCAUAAACAUUCGGAUAGCCGUCGAUUGCUACUUCAUGUACUACACCAUCUACAAUAAUAUACUUAAUUUCGAUUACUACUUAAUAUUGCCCGCCUUGCUGGAGAUUCCCGCCUUCAUCUACGCGUCGCAAAGCUGCAUGGUUAUUGUGCCCAGGAUCGCCUACCAACUGCACAGUAUAGUCACCGAUUCCGGCUGCUGCAGUUCCCCCGAUCUCUCCCUGCAGAUUCAAAACUUCUCGCUUCAACUUCUGCAUCAGCCGGUUAGAAUCGAUUGCAUGGGCUUAACCAUAUUGGAUUGCAGUCUGCUUACUCGGAUCGCCUGUUCGGUGGGCACUUACAUGAUCUACACCAUUCAAUUCAUACCGAAAUUGAGUGACAAUCAGUAUUUAUAGACGAGAUAUUUACACAGUUUGUUGUUCUCAAAAC